AAAUUGGGUGGCGUUUGACCUUAGGGGUUCCACUGUGCCUGUUUAAAAAGCCGUCUAAAUACUUCUAUUAUGAUAGCGGCCCUGAAAUGAUAUUUAUCUUCAUCAGGGUCGCUUUCGAGGGUAAAAUAGCGAUAAAAAAGUCAAUGUCGGUGCCAUUCUUGGCUUAGUCUCCCCGUUAGCCCGACUGGCUAAUCAGCAGUAAUUAGAUUAGCCCAAGCCUGCGCAGCAAACGAGGCUGAAAGUGGUGUGCUUGUGCAUGGUUCUGUGUCUGUGUGUAGUCAAAUCCGGAUGUUUCCAGCCAGUCUAUGCCGGGUGCUCUCCUGUGGGAUGGAUGACGUCCAAGAGCAGGACCAUUACGAGGAGCGCUUAAAGGAACUUUUCAGCAGCUUCGACGCCAGCGGUUGUGGCUCCCUGCGGCCGGAGGAGCUCGCCGACCUAUGUCUGUCGCUUCACCUGGACGACGUCACACCGGCCCUGCUGGACUCGCUGCUGCACGACCGGGACCGUCUCACCGCCAGGGUCGACUUUCACCAGUUCAAGGAUGCUCUCAUUCUGGUUUUGUCAUCGGGCAUGGAGGCGCCCCAAGCGGAGCAGGACCCCCCCGAACCCAGACCAGAGUCUCCCGAGAUCCAGCCCAAGUUUGUGAAGGGUGGCAAACGAUACGGCCGCCGCUCCACGCCCGAAUUCAUCCACGCCAUAUCAGACUCCUGCGAGGACGACACGCAUGCCGACCACCGUUCACGGGGCGGGGACGCCAAGGACAGCUGUGACUCAGCCAUUCCCAGGAAGCGUGAGCGUUGGAACGCUGAUGAAAGAAACACAGAAGAGUAUGAAGCAGAAGGCCAGAUGCACCUGUGGAACCCCGACGAGACCAACACCCCUCGAGCGUCCGCGCCGGCGCCCCAUUCCGAGCAUCUCGAAGCCAGGCUUGAAGAGGCAUGCCAGGACCUGGCCAUAGCGUGGGACGGAUGCGCCGGUCGCGCUGAUCUGCUCGCUCUGUGUGACUAUCUGGGCGUGGAGAUGAGUGCCGACGUGGUCCAGAGUCUCAACGGUGACAGCUGGAUGAACGUUCAGGAGUUUGUCUCCACGGUUUUAAUCCACAGUAAACCUGCCACCCCGUCUGCCUCCACUCCUUACAGGCAGCUUAAACGCCACCACUCCACCCAGCCCUUCGAUGAGGUGGGCCGCAGGAUUGCCACCCCCUCCGCCCUGAUGAGCACCAUCGGCACUCGACUCUUCUCCAGCCUGGACGACGGCACCGGCUUCAUUCCGGUGGAGUCCGUCAUGGACGCGUGGACGGAGGAGGGCGUGGAAAACGGCACAGAGAUCCUGCAGGCCUUGAAUUUCAGCCUGGACGGCAAGCUGAGCCUGUGUGAUCUCGCUGCGGCGCUGGAAAAUGAACUCCUGGCCACCAAGAACGGCGUCCACCACGCCGCGUUGGCCAGCUUCAAAGCGGAGAUCAGGCAUCUUCUAGAGCGUGUUGACGGAGAACUGAGGGAGAAAGAGAAACUCCGAUCGGAUCUGGAAAAGGCAGAGAGACUUAAAAACCAACUGGCCACUGAGGUGGAUGAGCAUCACUCGUCAAUCGAAGACACUAAUAACCUCAAUCUCAGGAAGUUGGAACAGGACCACCGAGAGAAGCUGGCCGCCGUCCGCUCGGAGAUGAUGGAGGAGAUGGACCAGAUUCGCCAGCAGGCGGCCCAGCAGCGCGAGGAGCUGGAGGCCAAGAUGGAGAAGAUCAAGGACGACGAAUCCUUCCUCAGGGACCAUCUCUCCAUCUCGGUGAAGGAAAACAGACGUCUGGAAGUGGAGUUGCUGGACUGCAGUGAAAAACUCCUAGAGACCGAAGGCCAGGUGGCAAAGCUGCGGGCCAGUUUGGACAGCAUCAUGAAGGAAAAAUUUGGCGAUGUGGAAUCGGGCAGCGGCGACUUCUUUCUCCAGGAGGAGCGCAUGAAGCAGCUACGACUGAGUUACGAAGCACAGUGCAGGGAAUUGCAGGAUCGUGUGGACGAGCUGCAGUCGGAGGUGCGAGACUUCAACAGCCUGGGCCCCCAUGGACCCCACCAGCCCUGCCACAAGCCUCUCUCUGAGGAGCUGGAGAGCAAAAGUCCCGCCAUGGAGUCUGACCCAGGCCUCGGCUCCGAGGAGGUUCAUCCUUUCAGCGUGAGUCUGGAGGCGGAGAUGAUGCUGGAGCAGCAAAAGGAGCAGCAUCUUCAGCAAAUGGAACGGCUGAGGACGCAGCUGGAAGGCCAAAUCAGCGAAUUCAAAGCAACGCUUGAGGAACAGAGGGCAGCCCACCAGGACCAGAAGGACGUGCUGGCCCUCAAGUACCAGCAGGAGGUGCGGGCCUUGAGGGAGGAGCUGGACGGCACGCGGGAGCUCCAGAGCCAGCUCGAACAGGCGGAGCUGGAGCGGACCCGUUCAGAGCAGCAGCAGGCAGGGGAGGUGAACGCCCUGAGGCGGCAGCUGCUGGAGGCCCAGACCCACGCUGGAGAACUGGAGGAGCAGCUGAGCAACCUGCAAGGGCAACCCCUUCUUCCUGAGAUGGAGGAGCUUAGAAAGCAACACGGCGGUGAGAUGAAGACGCUAGAGAAGAAGAACAUGGAGGUGUUGGAAAGCAGACUGAAAGAGGAGAGGAAUAAACACCAGGAAGAGAAAGAUGCGCUGAAGAAAAGCUGGUUAGAUGGUUUUGAGAAGGAGAAGCAACUCUUGAGAGAAAGCCACGAGGUAGCGCUGAGGACCAGGCUGGAGGAGGAGCGGUCCAUCUUCGAGGAGGAGCAAAGCAGAACCGUGCAGAAGCUGACGGAGGAGUGGCAAAAGGAGCGAGCUCAGCUGGACGAGCAGAACAACGAGGCCCUGCAGACGCUGCUCGAGGAGGAGAUGCUGAGACUGCUCAGAGAGCAGGAGGAGAAGGAGAGCCAGUGGGAGAGCGAGCGUGCUCACCUGGUGCGGCAACAGGAGGAGGCGCUAAUUAAACGUGUGGAGGAGCACGAGCGGAAACUGAAGCGGGAGCAGGAGGAGGAGCGACUGCAGUUGGAGGACGACUACGAGGGGAUGCUCCAGGAGAGGCUGGACGAGGAGCGGGAGAAGCACCGGGCGGAGAAGGAGGAGAUGGAGGAGAGGCUGAGAGCCUUGAUGGACGUGGAGAAGGAGCGGCAGGAGGACAUCCACCGCAACGCCCUGCAGGAGCUGACGCUCAAACACGCCGAGGAGAGGAGCACGCUCGGCGGCCUGCUGGACAAACUACGUGACGACAUCGCUCAGGAGAGGCAGCACAUGGAGGUGAGCUUCUCCCAGAAAAUCAAGGAAAUUGAGCGCCGUUUCUCAGGUGACCAAGAGUCCGUCGCCGAGCGCUUUCGGGCGGACGUAGAGACGCUGGAGCGGCACUACCAAAUACAGCUGCAGCAGCUCUCGGAGAGCCACGCCCAGCAGAAGCUCCACUGGGAGGCGCAGAUGCAGAGAGCGCUCGGGGGCGCCGAGGAGCAAAGGCUUGAGCUGGAGAGGGUACAUGAGGAAUUCUUGGAAGCAAUGGCCAAGAAGAACCAAGCGUUGCAGCAUGACAUGGAGAACAUCAGGAGAACGUCCCAGACCAAAGAAAUGGAGAUGAGUUGCCAGUUGAAAGACCUACACAACCAACUUCAGGAGAGCUUGCAGGCCAACCGUCAGCUCCUCGCUCAGUCCGACGAGGAAGCAGCCGAGGUCAAACUCUUGCUCAGCCAGACAGUGGAAGACUUCCAGCAGGAGAGGGAGGACCUUCUGAACAGCCGUUCGCAGCUGGAGACCAAAUACAAGGAGAUGCUUUCCAUUUCUGAAAGACAGACAGCCGAGAGGAUUCAACUGCUCACUGAGCGUGACGACUUGAAGCUGAGGAUGGAGGAGAUGGAAAAGCUCCUCAGACAGGCAGCAGAUGAUUUUGAUGUGGACAGGAAGGAGCUACAAGAACAUGUGCUCAUUCUCGAGGAGAAGCUGAAAGGAAUCCAUGCCCAGGAUGUGGAGAACAACGAUAUGAGAAAGGUAUGGUUUGUCAGUUGUCCACGUCAAGCGAUUAGAGAAGACACGGUGAUGGAGAUGGAUGCACUGGGGGAACCUUCUGUAGUCGUCCUGGAUAUUGCACAGGAACCGUGUGAAGAACGAGACCCCGUGAUGCUUGAAGCAAGCCAGAACCAAGUCCAGAUAUCUGAUCUCAGCCACUCAUGGACUGAGAAGGACUUGAUGUGCAAUGAUCCGGAAGCAUCUGCGAUUGAGGAACCCGAAGAUGGCCCUGAAGGUUGUUUAGUUACCAGAGAAGAAGACUCUGAGAUGACCACCUGCAAAGCUGAGGACCCUGGGACCGAUGAAGACAAGAAGAAAGCUUCCUCCUACCGAGAGUUCCAAUGUGAAGACUCUGACAGAAGACUCUGUGAAGACUCUGAGGAACAUGAACCCUCUCCUAGCUCGGCAAAGCCUUCACAUGAAGAUAAGCGGGAUUCCUGGGAUGACACCGAGGAACCUGUGGGCCAAGAUGUCGUCUAUGAACUACAAGCUUCGUAUCACCAAGCCAGGGAUGAGAACGUUCUCCUCCAGGAGAAGAUCUCGCUACUCCAGCAGAAGACAGAACUCCUCCAGAGUCUCUUGGAGCACAACAACAAGAAGAUCCUAACGGGUCACGAGUACCUGGAGGAGAACUACAGCCUCAAAGUGAAAAUGUUUUUGCUGCUGGAGCACAUCAAAGUGCUGGAGAUGAAGGCCUUAAAAGUGAAAGAACUUCAGGCUCUCCGUGACGAUUGCCUGCGUGAGAACGUCCAACUGAAGGAACAAAAUGGUGAACUGAAAAAGAGGAUUCAGAGCCUGGAAAGGAACACGUCUCCUGGUUUCCACGACGGACAGAUGUCCCUUUUGGACGAGAUCAACAUGAUGCGAGAGGAGAACUGUAAGCUCGCUGGGUUGUUCAGGGAGUUUGACAUGAGUCCAGGUUCUCCUGGCGGAUCUUGGGAGUCCUGUUCCUCAGAGGACGACAUCUGUGAUCUGGAGGUGAACACCACACCACCACAUCUCCAAGAUAUCUCUGAGCUCCAAGGGAAGGACGCAGCAAAUAGAGCCACGGCCGCCAGCCUCGCUGAUGAAAACGUCAGCCUCAAGCACAGGAUUUCUUCGCUGGAAGAAGAUGACCUGAAACAAGCUCGGGAAGAUCUGACGCACACGCUGGGGCAGCUCAAUCGGGAGAAGGUGUCAGCUGGGCAGGCAGCGGAGGAGUUCAACAAACAGAUCUCCGAUCUUCGCUCGCAAAGCCGGCACUUGCAGAGCGAGAACGAGACGCUAGCGGACAAGAACACCCGCAGCCUGGCGGACGUGGAGAUGCUGAAGAUGCAGCUGGCGCAGAUGAUGAAGGACAGCGAGAGGAAGGAGGUGUUGGCCGUUGAGGAGAAGAAAGAGCUGGCAUCGUGUGUGCGCUCUCUGGAGGCCGAGUUGACCAAAGCUCUGAAGGACACGGCCAGGCUGGAGGAUAGGAACUCCCAGCUGGCCAAGCAGGCCUCUGAGCUCCAGGAGAAGGUAGCGGAGGCGGACUCCAUCGGGAGUCAUCUCGACCACCUGACGGAGGAGAGAAAGGACGCCGACAAGGAGAGGCGGAUUCUUCGUAAGCAGCUGGCCAAAGCGCAGGAGAAGGUGAAGACCACAGAUGAGACCCUCCAGACCCUGGGCCAUGAAAGAGCUUGCUUAAAGUCGGAGCUCCGCAUGGUGCAGCAGGACCGGGACGCCCUCCUCCAGGAAGUUGCGGCGUUGCACAAGAAGCUACAGAAUGCCAACAAUAAGGUCCGAACGGACUCUGGCGGCAUCCUGUCUCACAGACAGCAGCGACACCUGUCUGUCAUCAAAGCCUUGGAGCAGGAGAACGCCUCCUUGAGGCAGGAAGUGGACACCCAGAAGUUAGUGAUCAAGGACCUCGCUGCCAGAGAGGGACUGGCACAGGUGGAGAAGCUUCGGGAGGAAAACCAGGUCCUCAAGGACCAAGUAGAGCGAUUGACUGCUCAGCUGUUAGAGUCGUUCCAGGCUCAUUUUGCGGGACUUCUGCCCUCGUCGCCUUGCAGGAUGGCGAGAAGACACGGCCCUGAGAGCGAUGCGGACGACGGGCAGGACGCUCGCCAACGCAGGAUGGAGCGCAUGGAGGAGAGGAUGAAGGAGAUCGAGGUGUCGCUGCGUAAUGUCAAGCUUCUUCUCCGGGAGAAGGUGGCUCAGCUCAAAGAGCAGGUCCACAAGAACAGCAUCGCCGACGUGCUGAUCCGAGACCUGUACUCUGAAAACGGCCAGUUGCUCAAAGCCCUGGAGAUGUCCAAGCAGAGACGACGGAAAAUGGAGGGGACCGCCCGCCUGGCCCCCAGCGACGUCAAUAAAGUCUGUGUAUGAGACAAAAGUUGUGAUAUUACGAGCAAAAAAAGGCGUACAUUUUCAACCAAAGGUAAUAUUCCAACAAUAAACUCCAAUUUAUGAGGGGAAAAAAGUUGCAAUAUUACAAAAAGUUGGAAAGUUAUGAGAAAAAAAGUUGUAAAUGUGGGGGGGGGAAUCAUUACAAGAAUAAAAUUGUACAUUUACAAAGAAAAAAUCUCCAAAUUACGAGAAAAAAUCAUACAUUUCUAAGGAGAAAUUGAAAAUUUCCAUGAAAAAUGUUGGAAAAUUACAACAAAUAAAAAGUUAUUCUAAAAGUUAUUUAUGAGAAAAUGUAAUAUUACAAAAAAAUUAAUUAGAAAAAGGUUACAUUACGAGAUGUCGUAAAUUUAGGAGAACAAAGUUGUGAAUUCAUGAGGAAAAAAUUAUAAAUUUUGAAGAAGUCGUAAAUAUCCAAGAAAAAGUUUGGUAAAUUAUGAGGAAAAAAAUCCCCAAAAAAAGUAAUAUUACAAAAAAAAUUCAUGAGAAAAAAAAUUACAUUACGAGAUGUCGUAAAUUUAGAACAAAGUUGUGAAUUUAUGAGGAAAAAAUUACAAUAUGAGAAUAUCGUACAUUUACGGGAAGAGUUCUAAUAUUAGGAAAGAGCUUGUAAUAUAAAGUUAUAUUAUAUUUAUGAGAAAAAAGUCACCAAAUUACAUAAAAAGUUAUGAAGGAAGAAGUAUGCCAGAAAUUUUUUAUCUCGUGAGAAAAAAAGCCAUGUUAUGAGAAAAGUUCUUUUUUUUUUUGAAAAUCGUACAUUAUGAGAGAAGUCAUAAAUUUAUGAGAAAAAGUUGUGAUAUUACGAGAAAAAAAGGUUGUAAUAUUCUGAGAAAAAACUCAUAAAUUUAUGAGGGGAAAAAGUUGCAAUAUUACAAAAAAGUUGGAGAGUUAUGAGUCCUAAUGUGAUGAGAAAAGUUGUAAAUGUAGGGGGGAAAUCAUUCCAAAAAUAAAACUCUACAUUUACAAACAAAUAGUCUCAAUACUAUGAGAAAAAAAAUUAUAAAUUUGUAAGAAGUCGUCAAUUUCCAAGAAUUUUUCAUAAAAAAUUAUGAGAGAAAAAGUUAUACAUUUAUGAGAAAAACUUUAAUAUUACAAAAAAGCAAAUUCACGAGAAAAAGUUACAUUAUGAGAGGUCGUAAAUUUAGGAGAAUAAAGUUGUAAAUUUAUGAGGGAAAAAAUGAUAAUAUGAGAAUAUCGCAUAUUUACCGGAAGUGUUGUAAUACCACGAAAGAGUUUGUAAUAUAAAGUUGUAUAUUUUUAUGUGAAAAAAGUCCUAAAAUUACACCAAAAGUUACGGGGGAAGAAGUAUGAAAAAAGAAAAAAGUCAUGUUAUGAGAAAAGUUGUAUAUUAUGAGAAAAGUCAUUCAUUUAUGAGAAAAAGUUGUAAUAUUACGAGAAUAAAGUUGUCACAUUAUGAGAUUAUGAGGAAGUAAAUAUUAUUUUGACACUUGUGUGACUGUUCCCGGUUUUUUUUUUUAAGUUUGUCCU
This is a messenger RNA of Doryrhamphus excisus (bluestripe pipefish), 7887 nucleotides long. RefSeq names its product ninein (GSK3B interacting protein) (gene nin). The record is from RefSeq and is a predicted model, not a curated record. Gene Ontology annotation, molecular function: calcium ion binding. Lineage: Eukaryota; Metazoa; Chordata; Actinopteri; Syngnathiformes; Syngnathidae. Gene Ontology annotation, biological process: centrosome localization; microtubule anchoring at centrosome; centrosome-templated microtubule nucleation. Gene Ontology annotation, cellular component: ciliary transition fiber; centriole; mitotic spindle pole.